Messenger RNA from Plectropomus leopardus (leopard coralgrouper), 876 nucleotides. NCBI's taxonomy places the organism in Eukaryota, Metazoa, Chordata, Actinopteri, Perciformes, Serranidae. The record is from RefSeq and is a predicted model, not a curated record.
GGUCGAGUUUCAAAGGUUCAAAUUUGUGUGAAGACGUGAAUGUUUUUGACUUUCCACAGACUCCCGCUGUGUUCCCAUCAUGCCUCGCCUCGUCUAGCUGAGACGCCGUCGCCAUGAGGAGGCUGAGGAGGCGGCGGGCGGUGCGGUCCGUCCUCUGACCCGUCCGUCUGUGUGGAUGGAGGAUGUGGUUCUGCACUGUCGGUCCGGAUCAGCCGCCGAGCUUGAGUCUCUGCUGGAGACCACGGAGAAGCUUCUGGAGUCUUUCCCUUGCAGGACUCCUCCGCCCUUCACCUCGUGGUUCCCCGCCGCCGCAGACCGCCACCUGCCCAUCAGACCGGCCAGACCAGCUCCCGUCAUCAGCCGCUGGACAGACAGCGGGACGGACAGCGGGACGGACAGGGGGACGGACAGGGGGACGGACGCUCAGAACAAACCACAGAAACCUGAGACUGACGGUCUCGAUGAUCGUCCACCUGCAGAGACUGAGAAUGUCGUCUCAGAAACCCCGAACCACCUCCUCCCCGAGAGCGAGGUCACCAGACCGCCUCCUGAGGAGCACCGUGACGUCCCCCUUGUCCUCCCUGUCCCCCCUGUCCUCCCUGUCCCCCCUGUCGCCCACUCGCCGGUCAAACGCUCCUGGAGCGUCUUCACUCAGAGAGGAGCUGUGCUGCCGAGCUCGCCGUCUCUGUCCAAGCGGUUCCAUGACAUGGUGUCCGUCCACAGGCUCCACCUCCAGCAGCGGGCCCGAUGGGUCAUCAGUGAGGACAACUGUGGGACGGCGAGGGACAUCGAGCAGGUCAGCCGCAACCUCAACGGAUUUAUUUGUUUACAUACUGAAUUUAUUUAAAAGUUCAGAUUAAGCCGAUCACCGUAGAA